This is a messenger RNA of Auanema sp. JU1783, 152 nucleotides long. The record is from the annotation of a GenBank genome assembly. Lineage: Eukaryota; Metazoa; Nematoda; Chromadorea; Rhabditida; Rhabditidae.
AUGUGUGACGACGAGGUUGCCGCUCUUGUAGUUGAUAAUGGAUCUGGUAUGUGCAAGGCCGGAUUCGCCGGAGACGAUGCUCCACGUGCCGUCUUCCCUUCCAUCGUUGGACGUCCUCGUCAUCAAGGAGUCAUGGUUGGUAUGGGACAGAA